UAGCCUUCCUUCCCUGUACAAGAAGCCGCUUACAGGCCAGGAUGAAGCCUACCCAGCUCUGCUUCCUCCUCUGCUGCUGGGGUGCCAUCUGCUGCAACGGCUGCAUGCUGACCAACAUCACCAUCGCGGUGGAGAGAGAGGACUGCAGGUUUUGCAUCGCGGUCAACACCACGUGGUGCGCGGGCUACUGCUACACCAGGGACCUGGUGUACAAGGCCCCCAUGAGGCCCAACCUCCAGAAAACAUGCACCUUCAAGGAGCUGGUGUAUGAGACUGUGAGAGUGCCUGGCUGCGCCCACUACGCAGACUCCCUGUACACAUAUCCUGUGGCCACUGAGUGUCACUGUGGCAAGUGUGACAGCGACAGCACUGAUUGCACUGUGAAAGGCCUGGGACCCAACUACUGCUCUUUCAGUGAGAUGAAGGAGUAAGAGACGAUGGAGGAGUCACAAUCCCCCGGGACCCAGAUACCGAGAGGUCUGUGUGUGAACACCAGGCCCAGGAACUAACCUCACAUGAGGAGUCGUCAGACUGCAGUGAUCUCUGCUGUGGGGAGGGGGCUGCAGGACUGAGGGCGCUGGGGUGGGCCCACCUCCCACCACCCCUGUGUUCCUCACUCUUGGUUCACAAGGUUUAUUCAGUCUGACCUUACAGAUCUAUUGUUUCUUUCCUCUUCAACAGUCUUAUGCAUCCUCUCAGGAAACCUUUCCUUUUAGACAGAGGGCCACAUAAGUCCAGUAAAGAGGGGAUAAUGAUGGGACACAGGGAAAGAAACAGAAGUAGUACAG
Messenger RNA from Octodon degus (degu), 788 nucleotides. It is a transcript of the gene Fshb, whose product is annotated as follicle stimulating hormone beta subunit. The record is from RefSeq and is marked provisional. Gene Ontology annotation, molecular function: hormone activity. Lineage: Eukaryota; Metazoa; Chordata; Mammalia; Rodentia; Octodontidae. Gene Ontology annotation, biological process: G protein-coupled receptor signaling pathway. Gene Ontology annotation, cellular component: cytoplasm; extracellular region.